AUCUUCCCUUCUCUGAAUCUCUGACCCGAUAGUCAAGUCACAAAAUCUGCAUGUGUACGUACUCUCUUUUCUUUUCUUUAAAUGCUCUCUCGUCACAACAAUAGAAAGAGAGAAAGAAUCCUCCCUCCUCUGCCCCUUUUUCAGGUUUUCAGUUUCAAUUAAAGAAAAAGCAAAUUAUUCACCAUAAUAUAAAGUCAGAAGAACGGACCAGAGAUUCAAUGCUUUUUUUUUUCCCUUUUUAAUAUCUUUGGCCUAGCCUUAAACGAAGUAACACAUCACAAAAAUUAGACCCAUGUUUCGUUUCUUGUUGCUGCUUCUUUAUAGCUGAUUUGGUGGUGAAAAAAUUAUGGCUAUUCAAGCACAGUUAUAUACAGAUAAUUUUGGUUUUCCUUUGGGUGGUUCGCAAGAUUUGAUGGAGAAUGGUUGUGGAUUUAAUCAGUUUUCUUUUAGUCCUCAACAGCAACAACACCUUCAACAAAAUUUUCAACAGCAGUCGUUUCUGCAAAUUCUGCCGCAGAAAAACAAUCAGAAUUUGAUGAACAUUGUUCCUAAACAGUACAACAACGGAACUGAAUCGACGCCUUUUUCUCAGUGUAUAGCGUCACAGUUUCAGAAACAGAGUAUUGAGAUUGAUCAGUUCAUCAGUUUACAGAAUGAAAGAUUGAGAUUGGUUUUAAACGAGCAAAGAAAGCAACAGCUGACAUUGAUCUGGAGAAAAUACGAAGCAAAAGUUCAAUUUCUUCUAAAACAGAAAGACGAAGAAAUCGCUAAGGCAGCAAACAGGACGAAAGAGUUGGAAGAAUUUUUACAAAAGAUGGAGAUAGAGAACCAAACAUGGCAGAAAAUAGCUCGACAAAACGAAGCCAUUGUCGUUUCACUAAACAACACAAUCGAACAGCUAAGAGAAAAUGGUGUUUAUUGUUUAACAUCAGCAAAUGGAGCAGCAGCAGCAGAAGAUGCAGAAUCAUGCUGUGAUUUUGGCCAUGAAAAUGAAAAGGAAAAUAGGGAAGAAGAACAAACAAGAAAAAUGAAGUGUAAAAGCUGCAAUUCUCGUAAAAUGUGCAUGAUUUUCUUGCCGUGUAGACACCUUUCUACAUGCAAAGAUUGUGAUUCUUUUCUUACUCAAUGUCCUGUUUGUGGAAUAGCGAAAAAAGCAAGUAUUGAGGCUUUGAUUUGACAAAAAAAUAGAUGAAAAUUGAAAAAACAAAAUUAGUUAAAUUCAUUAAUUUCUUUGUGUAUUUUUUUUAACCCUUUUGUCAGGGGGAUUUUGAUUUGAUCUUUUUUUGGUGUACUUUUUUGACGAAAUCCUCUGACUGAUGAAAUGAACAAAAGUGAUAUGAGUAGUGUACAUGAAAUGAGUAUCUUUUUUUUUUUUUUU
Nicotiana attenuata is the source of this 1378-nucleotide messenger RNA. Its product is annotated as probable BOI-related E3 ubiquitin-protein ligase 3. The coding region runs from base 347 to 1177 and encodes 276 amino acids. The record is from RefSeq and is a predicted model, not a curated record. Gene Ontology annotation, molecular function: ubiquitin-protein transferase activity. The transcript has 2 exons. NCBI's taxonomy places the organism in Eukaryota, Viridiplantae, Streptophyta, Magnoliopsida, Solanales, Solanaceae.